Molecule: messenger RNA, 2973 nt
Organism: Lodderomyces margitis
Lineage: Eukaryota; Fungi; Ascomycota; Pichiomycetes; Serinales; Debaryomycetaceae
Product: Ran GTPase-binding protein
Exons: 1
Coding region: 1-2973 (990 amino acids)
Biological process (GO): tRNA re-export from nucleus
Cellular component (GO): cytoplasm; nuclear pore; nuclear matrix
Molecular function (GO): tRNA binding; small GTPase binding
Source: RefSeq, a predicted model, not a curated record
AUGGAAGGUCAAAUCAUUAAUGCUAUCCAAAUAGCCUUGAGCGGGUCAUCCGAUCAAAAGCUACAACUACAAGCGUACGAAUUUCUUAAUGAAGUCAAAGCGACUAAAGAUGGCUACAAUACAGCAUUGGAUUUGAUCUCCAAGUCAACAACAUCUGAAAUCAACGCCGACCUCAAAUUCUUUCUUUAUCAAGUGAUUGAAGAAAAUGUCGAAAACUUGACCCGCGACGAGUGCCAUCAACUUUGUCAAGUAGUACUACGCAUGUUGUCAGAGUUUGUUGCACACGACAUCAAAGACCCGGCUUAUUUGAGAAACAAGUUUGCUCAAAUACACGCCAAGGUGUUCACGAUGGUGUACAUAGAUAUUUACCCCAACUACAUUAAUGACUUGCUUGAAUUGAUUCUGUCGGGUAACCAAUUGGCCGUGGAUUAUUAUGCAAGAAUUCUAAACAAUAUUCAUUCAGAAGUCGGAGACAAGUACAUUGCCCGUUCCCAAGCAUGGGUCGAUAGAAACGUAAUGAUCAAGGAUGCAUUGAGGGACAAAAACAUGAAUGACUUGGUGGCCAGCUGGUUCAAGGUUUUGACGGGAAGUGGAAAUUCGGAAGAAAUUCUCGACAACACUUUAAACAUCAUUGGACUGUACGUGGACUGGAUGGACAUUGCAUUGUUUGUUACCCCGCAGUGUAUCAACACCAUCGUUGGGUAUCUCACUCGUAAGCAAGAGAGAAAUACUACAUGUAAUACUUUAAUUCAGAUACUAUCCAAAAAGAUGCCACCAGAAGACAAAGUCGAAUUAAUAUCCAUUCUCAACUUGACGAAUAUCAUCUCAUCAAUAGAUUUGUCAGGCGACGUUGAAUUUGAAGAGCAUGUAGCGAAGUUGUCCAACCAAAUUGGAGAGGAGUUGUUGUACGUCUUGGGCAAUGAGCCUACCUUGAUCAAUCAAAUCAACGAGCAUUUAUACACGUUAUGGCCAAUCAUUCUCACAUUUUUAAGUCAUGAAUACGAUGACGUUUCGCAAAAUGUUUUCCCAUUUAUACAAAUGUUCCUUAGCGCAUGCAAAAAGAAUGCGUCAUUAUUUUCAAUUGAGCUAUUAUCGACACUUUUGAACAAAAUUAUUUUAAAAAUGAAGUACGAUGAUGAUGACGAUGGGGAUGAUGAAGACGAAGAUAGCGAAAGACAAUUUACCGAAUUUCGAGCCAGGCUAAAACUAUUUCAGGACCAGAUUGCCGGACUCGCGCCUGAUUUGUAUAUAGAAGCUAUUCCUGUUGUUAUUAACGAGUCCCUUUUUGAAGGCGGCAAGUCAUGGAAUAAAUUGGAAUUGGGAUUGUUUGAAUUGAGCAACUUUUCUGAAAGUUUAAAGAUGAAUUUGAUCAACGUUCCCAAAAACAAGUUGAAUGAGAGCAAACCGUUUAUGAUUUUCCAGGAGUUUUUGAUCAAAUUGAUUGACUCGUCAUUUAUACUAGAGGUCAACAAUCCACAUAUCCAAUCUAGCUUCUUUGAAUUGGUGGUCAAACACUACAGUUUCUUGAAUUCCCACGAGAAUAGACGUGAUUUAGUUCUUCGAAUUUUGGAGAUCUUCACAUCUCCUUUGGGAUUAUUCAAUGAUAACGAAAAAGUCAGGUUAAGAAGCUGGUAUUUAUUUUUCAGAUUCAUGAAACUCACCAAACCCAAAUUGAACAACGAACAAUUAAUCGAACAAAUUGUGUUGAAGUUGAGACCAUUACUUGUCAUCAAAGCAGAACUUCCAACGAGAGAUGAAGACGACGAUGUUGUCGAGAACGGAAAUUUUAAUAAUCAGCAAUAUCUUUUCGAAACUAUAGGCUUAAUUAUAUCGCUCGUUCCUCACGAGUACACAUCUUUAAAAGUAAAGCUCAUUGACUCCGUGUUUCAACCAAUUUUUAGUGACUUAGAAAAAUGCAUCUCAAUCCAAGACAAAGAGCCAAUCAUUGUCCUACAGGCACAUCAUCUGUUGAUGGCUCUCGGAACAAUUGUCCGUGGGUAUGACUAUGAAUCUAACCUUAAAUACCCUCCUGAAGUUGUGGAAAAAGUAAACAAUGCUGCACAAGUGGUGUUGAUAACCUUGGAGAACUUUUCCAAAUUUGAAACCAUAAGAGAUGCGUCGAGAUUUGCCUUCGCAAGAUUUGUUCCUUUAUUGAGCAGUGCUGUUAUCAGUGGCCAUUUAACUAAAUUGAUCACCAUCAUCUGGUCAUCACCAAACCUAAAAAUUAACGAAAUUAGUGAUUUCAUGAGCUUUUUAGGUCAAAUUGGACAUACUUACAAAUCAGACGACAAUAUUUAUCAGUUACUCAAUAACUUUUUCACCCCAUUGUUUUCAAAAGUUUUCCAAACCUUAGACCAACAAAUUACAGAGGAUGAGAAUUUACGACCCGACAUAAUCAGAGACAAGAAUUUUUUGAAAAAGUCGUUGCUCAAUUUUUUGAAUUCGAUUAUUAUAAACCACUUGUCGAGUCUAUUAGUUACAGAGACCAAUAAAAAUGAGUUUCCUACUAUUGUUUCCAAGUUGUUUGAAUAUUCGUAUGAUUUAUCCGAUACAGGAGCUUCAAAGUUGGCCAUUGUGCAACUAAUCAAUCUUGUCAAUGUUUUCGGUGAUGGGGGCAAAAUCACCGAUGACAAGGACUUGUACGGCCAGUCUCUUCCGGCUAUUGAAGGUAUUGAUGAGUUUUUGAUGGAAAAAGUUGUCCAACUAUCGUUUGAGUUACCAUUCCAAAGACAAGAAUUUGUACUAGGAGACGCUCAAUAUAGGUUGAUUGCUCAGGAUAUUGCUAUGUUGCUCAAAACAUAUCAGCAAAAGAAAGGAGAAAGCUUUAUCAAAUUCUUGGGAACUUAUUUAACCAACAUGGGAUUAAGUCAGGAUUUGCUUAAUGAUUUCUGCUCCAAUUUGAUUAACUUGGACAUAAAAGAUUUCAAAAAGUACUUUGUUAGUUUCGUGAAUCAAAUGAAGGGAAGUAAAUAG